UGACUAAAGUUUGUAUUUUUACACAGACUCCCCUCCUGUGCUAACUUAAUUAAGUUAGCAAAUCUGAUAAUGUUAGCUUACCGGUUGUUGACCAGCUAGUGAGCAGUAAGCAGUCACUAGCGUCCUCUAUUAAAGAGCUCAGGCUGGUUAAUUUAAUGCCUAGUGUGUAUCAUCAUGUCCUGUAAUCGGCUUUGAGUUAUUUUUGUCAGUGCACUGAGGCAAUCAGCUUUACUACUAGCUUGCGAAAUUAACGUUAUUUUGUGUUACUGGAGGCAGCAGGUAACAGGAGCACACACUCAUGACUUUUUUUUGUAGGCUUACGUCGCAGCAACUUUGCAUCACUUGUUCCAUGCUGCCUAACCUUAGCACAUGUGCCAUGAAUGUAAAAAAAAAUGCGCAGCUAUAUGUGGCUUCAAGGAAAUAUACAAGACAACUGUCCCCUAUUUUUGUAUAUUUUUUUUAUAAAUAACAACCCACCUACCCUCCUAUUAUCCUAUUAUAAAAAAUGACCAUGAGAAUUGGAAAUCCAGUGGACAUCUUUGAGGAAAGAUACAAAAAAAUGGUUGAGGUAAACAACACAAAACCAUACUAUGGAUCCCCCAGUUUGAUGUUGCAAUCAAUGGUUGCCCUUUCCUGUAGUGUGUAGGGUUUUUGUGCAUGUAAAUGGUCUGCAAAGGCUAAAAUCCCAAAGUUCCCUCCAGAGGGAGUUUCUCUCCCAUACACCACCAACACAACUCUGUGUUAUAAUGGAGCCAUCGGGAAGUAGGAUAUCUUCAUUGAACAGCCACACCCUGAACUCAACAGGCCGCGGCUGUCAAUUGGAGAUCAGCGACAAGGCCAAACUGUGCCGCUUCCUGUGCUAUGGCUCGGAGGGGGACGUAUACACUGCCAGAGAAGAGGGGCACGUCAGCAUGGAAGACGCCGGAGCACUGCUUUCCAUGCUGCAGGAUGGCCGAGGCGCUGAGGUGGUGGAGGAGAUAAAAAGGUUCUCUCAGGACGGGCGAGCCGUCAGACUCAACCCCUCCGUUUUCGCCCUGGCUUUGUGCUCCCAGCACUCAGAGCUGAAGACCAGGCAGGCGGCCUUCAAAGCAGUGAAGGAGGUCUGUCGGGACCCUGCACACCUGUUUUCUUUCAUCCAGCAAAAGAAAGAAUUGCGAGAGGGUAUGAAGUGUGGUAUUUGGGGACGCGCCCUGAGGAAAGCAGUGUCUGACUGGUACAAUGAGCGAGAUGCCAUGAGUCUGGCAGCAGCUGUGACCAAAUGUAAACAGAGAGAGGGAUGGACACACCAGGAUCUGCUCAGGCUCUCGCACACUAAACCAGCUAAUGAAGCAAUUGCCUUGAUCAGCAAAUAUGUAACAAAAGGAUGGACAGAAGUGCAGCUCGCUUACUCCGACAAAGAGAAUUCAGAAGAGGUUGUCAAAGUGUUUUCCUACCUUGAAAUGGUGGAGAAGAUCAAACACAGUUGUGAUGAAACAGAGGUCAUCAAUUUAAUAGAGGAACACAAAAUGGAGAGGGAACAGCUGCUGACAGACCACCUGAAAUCAAAACAGGUAUGGACGGCGUUGUUGAAGGAAAUGCCUCUCCAAUCAGUGCUAAAGAUCUUGGGUAAGAUGACUUCAAACAAAGUUUUCGAGCCAGGAAGUUCCGACACACAAGCUCUAUGUGACAGAAUCCAGAGCGAGACCACACUGACAAAGGCAAAGAUCCACCCAUUCCACAUACUCUUGUCUUCUGAAAACUACAAAAGAGGCCAAGGCUAUCAGGGUAAAACCAAAUGGGAACCAGACAGCAGCAUCCUUAAAGCUAUGGACUCUGCCUUUUACAAGAGUUUUAUGAAUGUAGAGCCUGUGGGUAAACGCUUCGUUGUGGCAGUAGACGUGAGCACGUCACUGAGCAGCAUCGUUCCGGGGACGUCCAUCAGCACUGCUGUCGCCGCAGCAGCUAUUUCGAUGGUUUUUGCGAGGACAGAGGCAGAGACACACGUGCUGGCCUACUCUGAAGGAGCUCUGGUUCCAUGCUCCAUCUCUGCUGAUAUGACUCUUGCACAAGCAACAUUUGAACUGGUUAAGAUCCCGGGGGGGAGCACAGACUGCACCCUGCCCAUCAGAUGGGCCACAGAGAACGGGAAAGCCGCAGAUGUGUUCAUCAUUCUGACCAACAACCCUUUGUGGGCGUUCACUGCCAGCCCAGUGCAGUCUCUAAAGAAGCACAGACAGCAAUCAGGAGCCAAUUCCAAGCUGGUGAUGUGUGGGCUGACCUCCAUUGGACACGCCAUCGCAGACACAGAGGACAGAGGUUUAGUGAGCAUCUGUGGCUUCGACCUCGGAGCUUUCAGCGUGAUUCGUAACCUAGCCCAGGACCUGAUCUGAUAAAAACAAUGCAACAGUCUCUAGAGCACUAAAAGAAGGCACUAGUGUGCUCACUUAGCAUGUAGAUUGCCCUAAAACAGCACUAAUCCAAAAGAUAUUGACCUGAACAAUUUCAAUUUAUCUAUUUGUAUUAUGCCGCUUACGAGACAAUUGACAAUUUGUCCAGCUGGCUGGACAACACUCUGCAAAUGUUGUGUGCUUAUAUGCUUAUGAUAGGAUAUGCUGUUGCAUAGUGUUCUCUAACGAUCUAAGUGCAAACUGCGCUCUAUAUGUUAAAGACAACAUUUGACACCUUUUUAUGUGGAUGUCCAAUCAGUGUUGAUUGUAAAUGUAGUCCAUUAAAACAGAGAACUCCUCAGGGCAUGCUAUAUCAACCAAGCCCCCAGGAACUGUUCCGGACUUAGAGGAAAAUAUUCGUAGAGGCCAAACAGCGGGUACUACAACUUCCGUAUCAGUCCGUGACGUCAACCGGGCCAGAAAGACUUUUUCCCAUUUACUUAAACUGGGAAACAGACGUCUGUAAAUCAGUGUAUAAUUUUUUUUAAACCAAAUAAACUACCCAGUAUGAACCCUUUUAUAGCCCUUAUUAAAAUCAUCAGGUCCUUAGAGUUGUAAAACGCGCUAAAAGCUGAAUCCAGAUUUAUUUUCCCUCUCUAUUCUUUCUAACGAGCCGAAGCUGGAGAUCAGGGGCGGGGCUUAAGGGGGGAACUCUUCUUCUUCUUCUUCUUCUUCUUAUAUAUUUGAUUGGCGGUUGGCAAACAACUUUUUAGCAGCAUUACCGCCAUCUACCGUAUUGGAGUGUGAGUCUGGGCGAAAAUGCUCUAAUCUAGAAAAUAAAUAAAUGAAUAAAAUAAAAUAAAAUAAAAAUAAAUAAAUAAAAGGAGGUAUUAUAUCCUUUUAAUCAGUCCUGUGGCUUCUAGAUAUUGGAAAAGGUACUUAAAGCACAUCUGACUUGAGCUCUUCUGCAGAAUUGUUUUCCUGCUUAACUGCACACUUUCAGAAUCUAGUCCAAGGAUGAGUUGCUGCCUCUCCUGGUCAAACCUAACACAAUGCUCUAACACAUGCUCCACGAUCUCAGUAGCACCACAUACACUACACUUUCCGUCUGCAUGCUUUUUAAAAACAAAUAGCGUACUGUUCAGACCAGAAUGCCCAAACCUCAUCCUUGAUAUAAUGUCCUCCUCUUUGGUGGAUCUUGCUGUUGGUCUAGCAUGACCAACCACCCCUUGGAUGGCAAAGUACAUUCUCCCAGUAGCUGCACCACUCCACUCACUCUGCCAGAUCUCCCUGGACUUUGCCUUAACAAGUGUUUUUAUCUCUGACUUGCUGUGGGCUAUUUCUAAGGUGACCUCAGGGAUCACACAUGCUUUCUUAGCGUACGUAUCCGCCAACUCAUUCCCUCUUAUCCCAAAGUGUGCUGGUACCCAUAGGAAGCUGAUAUCAGUGCCUGUACUUAUAAUUCCAUUCACCACCUGUGCAAUUUCUAAAACAAUGUCCUGUCUGGACUCCGACAUGUUACUCUCAAUACUCAUUAAGGCAGAAGCAGAAUCUGAGGCAAUUAGCACUCCACUCCUUGGUCUAUUCCCCUCUAUCCAGGUCAGAGCAGUGAGGAUGGCAACUAGUUCUGCGGUGUAUACUGCAAGAUCAUUGUUUAUCCUUUCGUUUUUGCACACCUUAAUCUCUGGUAUUACAAAUGCCACACCCACUUUCCCGUCAGUUGAUUUUGAAGCGUCUGUAAAAAACACCAGUUUAUUCUUGUACUGAGCUCUGAUAUGGCACUCAACCAUUUCUUUGCUGAACUCCUCCUGCUUCUUCAACUCUAGAAGCAUUAAAUCUAUUACAGGUUCCUUUAACAGCCAUGGUGGUACAACUGUAUAUGUGAUAGCUGGACACAGAGUAAGUUCCUGUAGGCCCAGAGCCUCUGCCUUUUGA
Molecule: messenger RNA, 4301 nt
Organism: Eleginops maclovinus (Patagonian blennie)
Lineage: Eukaryota; Metazoa; Chordata; Actinopteri; Perciformes; Eleginopidae
Gene: ro60
Product: Ro60, Y RNA binding protein
Exons: 10
Coding region: 747-2369 (540 amino acids)
Cellular component (GO): ribonucleoprotein complex
Molecular function (GO): RNA binding
Source: RefSeq, a predicted model, not a curated record